Messenger RNA from Racocetra persica, 562 nucleotides. Lineage: Eukaryota; Fungi; Glomeromycota; Glomeromycetes; Diversisporales; Gigasporaceae. The record is from the annotation of a GenBank genome assembly.
GCCAAUUAAACAACUCAUGGGAAUUUGGGAGUUAGAUUCUAAAGCUCUAGAUGUGGCACUUAAGGCGGGAACAGAAAAUGCUUUAAAUAGUUUAGGAGUUUCUGGAUUCAUAAACGAAAGUGUAUGUUUUGUAACUCAAACAAGACUAAAUGUUUGUCCAGCAUUUAUUGAGAAGGAUAGUCAAUUUGUUAAAUCAUCUACAAGCCAAACCCGCUCAAAAUUUGUUUGCUCGCGUUGUUUUAAUAAUGAAGGUGGACACUUUUUUCAACGCAGAAAAAAAAACACACCACAAUUUUCUUGUAUUGAAAAGCAUGCAAAUGACAAUCAACGUUCUCUUUACCUUUUAGGACGAUGGAUCCAAGAAAUGUCAACAGAUCAGGAUCAAGAACUCCAAGCUAUGCUUUUAGAGGAAGUUUGGUCUGGUGUUGUUAAAUUUUUAGACAAAAAAACAAGUACAUCUAAAAAUUCGAAAGAUAAUAAUAAUAGUGUAGAUACUGAACAAACUAUACAAACCCAUCCACCAACAUAUUUCAGUAUUAGAGCUGCACUUCGUAUCAAAAAA